AUGAGGAGGAAAUUAACCAAGGCAAUGGCCGCUGAGAUCGAGGUCGUUGAUGGGCCGAAUGAUGAGGGAGAAAUGUUUACCCGCCCGGGGAAACUGAGUGACCGUUUUCCUCAGCCAUAUGCAAAUGAACAGGCUGCUAGGUUUGCAAAUGGGGGUGCCUAUCCUCCGGAUUUAAGUCUGAUGACCAAAGAACGCUUUAUUCGCUUUACUGAUAUGUGGACUUUUCUGUCUCAAGUAAAAGCUUGGUACUAUUUGGUUGAUUUGUUAAACAAAUGGGAAGUACUCCUGAAACAGAUUCGUGAAGGAUUGCAUUAUAACCCUUACUUCCCUGGUGGAGCAAUCGCAAUGCCUAAAAUGCUUAAUGAUGGUGCUGUUGAGUAUGAAGAUGAUACACCCGCAACAGAAGCACAGAUGGGAAAAGAUGUGGUGUCAUUUUUGUCCUGGGCAGCAGAGCUGGAAAUGGAAGAGAGAAAGCUGAUGGGGUUCAAGUGGAUAUUUGUCCUGUCACUGGCACUACUUCAGGCUGGUUACGACAGGCGAUUGAAGUGGCCGGUUCUCAAGUCCAGAAAGCUGGUGCUUGAUGUUGUCAACUAG
Molecule: messenger RNA, 594 nt
Organism: Striga hermonthica
Lineage: Eukaryota; Viridiplantae; Streptophyta; Magnoliopsida; Lamiales; Orobanchaceae
Source: the annotation of a GenBank genome assembly